AUGCACAUCACUCUCGGUCAGCAGCUCGGGAGGAACGCCGAGGCGUACGUCGAUGACAUAGUGGUCAAGUCGCGGGAACCAAGGACCCUUGUCGAAGACCUGGAAGAAACAUUCGCCCACCUGCGUAAGGUAAACCUGCGGCUCAAUCCGGAGAAGUGCGUGUUCGGUGUCCCAUUCGGCAAGUUGGUGGGUUUCCUGGUGUUGCAUAGAGGGAUCGAGGCUAACCUAGAGAAGGUCGAGGCAAUAGAAAGGAAAGGACAUUUUGAGAGGACUACGGAGGCCAAAGCGGCCUUCCAAGACCUCAAGAGGUAUCUCAUGAGCCCGCCGGUGAUGGUGGCGCCUCGUCCUCUUGAGCCCCUGGUGCUUUACGUGGCCGCCACACCCCACUCAGCUAGUGCAGCGCUCGUGGCGGUCCGGGAAGAGCGUGCAGGUGCGGGUGCGCUGUGUAGCGCCCCGCGUAUAGCCGCGCCAUUGCCACCUUACGAUGGCGCUCCUGAGGCCUCGACUACACCUUCGGACGGCAAGACUCCUGAGGCCCCCUCGUCUCAAGCGGAGAGGGACCUCGUCAAUACCUCUUCCCUUGUUGAUCACCCUGUGUACUUUGUCAGCAUAGUGUUGCGUGACGCACGCUCGCGCUACGCCAUGCCGCAGAAGCUCCUACUCGUGGUCCUCGUCGCCUCCAGAAAACUGCGCCACUACUUCCAAGGCCACCCCAUCAAGGUCGUCUCUGCGUACCCCCUGGAGAAGCUGGAGUUCAGCACCGCCAGGGUCAUCAAGGGCGCGGCCCUCGCUUAUUUCUUGGCGGAAUGGAAGGAUGCCCCCGACCAGGGAAUGAGCGAAGACCGGUCCCUCGUGCUCGGAGAUGAGGCGCGCGACGGCUGGGUCAUGUACUUCGACGGCGCUCGCACGUAUGGCGAGAAGGUCUCCAACAACAUCACAGAAUACGAGGGCCUGAUCGCUGGCCUCAAGGCUGCGGCGGCCCCGGGGGUCAAGCGUCUCACUGUCAAGGGCCACUCUCAGCUCCGCAUCAACUUCUCCAACAAGGAAUACAAGCCUAAGGAUGAGCACAUGGAAGCAUACUGCUACCUCUUGAGCUUGCAAACUCAAGAGGGCUGCUGGACCCAAGAGUUCAAGGCAUACCUGCUCCGCGGCACCCUGCCGGAAAAGGAGGAAGAUGCGGAACGCGUGGCUCGUAAGGCCACCGCUUAUUGCUUGCAGGACGGCGAACUUUAUCGAAGGCGCCCCAAUGACGUCUCGUUGCAGUGCAUAUCCAAGGAGCAAGGGCGCGAAUUGCUGGCUGACAUCCACGGCAGGGAUUGCGGACACGAUUCUUCGUCGCGCACCCUCGUGGGCAAGGUAUUCCGCAGCGGGUUCUACUGGCCCAUGGCGCUCAACGAUGCCACCGAGCUGGUGCGAUCCUGUGAGGCCUGCCAGUUCCACGCCAAACAGAUCCACCAUACCGCUCAAGGCCUCCAGACCAUCUCGCUCAUGUGUCCAUUCGCGGCUGAGGUGGUGCACCCAUGGAGUAACAGCCAAGCUGAACGCGCCAACGCGGAGGUACUGACGGGCCUCAAGACGAGAAACUUCAAGAAGAAGCUCGAGGCCUGCGGCAGGGGUUGGCUCGGUGAGCUUCAUUCUGUGCUGUGGUCCAUCCGCACCACUGCGACUAAGCCCACCGGCGAGACCUCGUUCUUCAUCGUCUACGUGGCUGAGGCGGUCCUCACACACGAGGUCAAACAUCUCUCCCCGUGGGCUUGGCGUUUGACGAGGCAUGCCAGGACGCCUCGCAGGGGAUAG
Molecule: messenger RNA, 1797 nt
Organism: Aegilops tauschii subsp. strangulata
Lineage: Eukaryota; Viridiplantae; Streptophyta; Magnoliopsida; Poales; Poaceae
Molecular function (GO): nucleic acid binding; RNA-DNA hybrid ribonuclease activity
Source: RefSeq, a predicted model, not a curated record